Messenger RNA from Emys orbicularis (European pond turtle), 657 nucleotides. It is a transcript of the gene RAB27B, whose product is annotated as RAB27B, member RAS oncogene family. Bases 1 to 657 code for a protein of 218 amino acids. The record is from RefSeq and is a predicted model, not a curated record. Gene Ontology annotation, molecular function: GTPase activity; GTP binding. Gene Ontology annotation, biological process: protein localization to plasma membrane; endocytic recycling; cilium assembly. Lineage: Eukaryota; Metazoa; Chordata; Testudines; Emydidae. The transcript has 5 exons. Gene Ontology annotation, cellular component: plasma membrane; trans-Golgi network transport vesicle; endosome.
AUGACUGAUGGGGACUAUGACUAUCUGAUCAAACUCCUAGCCCUGGGGGAUUCUGGGGUUGGGAAGACAACAUUCCUUUACAGAUACACAGACAACAAAUUCAACCCAAAAUUCAUCACAACAGUAGGAAUAGACUUUCGGGAAAAACGUGUGAUAUACAAUAGCAGAGGACCAAAUGGAUCUCCAGGAAAAACCUUUAAGGUCCAUCUACAGCUUUGGGACACUGCUGGGCAGGAAAGAUUUCGAAGUCUCACUACAGCAUUUUUCAGAGAUGCCAUGGGCUUUUUAUUAAUGUUUGAUCUCACCAGUCAACAGAGCUUCUUAAAUGUCAGAAACUGGAUGAGUCAACUGCAAGCCAAUGCAUAUUGUGAGAAUCCCGAUAUAGUAUUACUUGGUAACAAGGCUGACUUAUCAGAUCAGAGGGAAGUCAAUGAGAGACAAGCACGAGACCUUGCAGAUAAAUAUGGCAUACCAUACUUUGAAACAAGUGCAGCCACUGGGCAAAAUGUGGAUAAAGCUGUGGAAAUGCUCCUGGACUUGAUAAUGAAGCGCAUGGAACAAUGUGUUGACAAGACACAAGUAUCUGACACAGCCAAUGGAGGAAGCUCGGGGAAGCUAGAUUCAGCAAAGCCAGAGGAGAAAAAGUGUGCCUGCUAG